CGGCGCAGCUUCAUGGCGGGAGCGCAGGCGGUCCUGGUGGCUGCAGGUGACAGAGGCGCAGCAAGGGCCGCCGCGGCCCUGUCGAGAUGAGGAAAUUGAGGCACGGAGAUUAAUCUGACCCAGAUAAUACCUUGAGUGGUAGAAACAGGAUGCAAACUUGGACAGUCUGGCUCUAGAGUCUACACUCUUAACCACUACGUUGUAUUGGCACUCCAACAAGAUGAGUCGUGAAUAUUCUGAGAACAACAAUUUCGUGAAUAAUAAUAACCAAAUGGUGUUGGACAUGAUCCUUUAUCCAUUGCUUGGAAUCCCUCAAACCAUCAACUGGGAAACAGUAGCAAGGCUUGUGCCAGGAUUAACACCCAAAGAGUGUGCAAAAAGGUUUGAUGAACUGAAGAGCAGUGGAAACUCACCCGUUGACAACCAGUAUAAUCCCCUAAUGGCUGCUGGAGAGAGUCCUGUUGAAACUUUAGCCACGUAUAUCAAAUCAUCACUUCUUGACACACAGGGAGAAUUUCAGGAGACUCCAGUUGGUCAGGAUGUAGUUUCCAAAACAGGAAGACAUAGUAUAGCUUCCACAAGGAAUUGUUCUUCAGAAAGUGAAAAUUGUACUACUCGUAAUGGUGGAGAAAAGACUGAAGAAUCUGAAGGGCCAAACAUGGUGAUCCAUGUAUGUGAUGAAGCAAAAAACUUGAAAGAAGAUUUUAUUUGCCCACGAGAUCUUUUGAUAUCAGAAAUGAAGUACUUUGCUGAAUAUUUAUCUAUGGAUGCCCAGCGCUGGGAAGAGGUAGACAUUUCAGUUCAUUGUGACGUUCACAUUUUCAACUGGUUGAUAAAAUAUGUUAAAAGGAACACUAAGGAGAAUAAAGAUUGUGAGAUACCCACUUUAGAGCCAGGAAAUGUCAUUUCAAUUCUUAUUUCUUCAGAGUUCUUGAAAAUGGAUUCAUUAGUUGAACAAUGUAUUCAGUAUUGCCACAAAAAUAUGAAUGCCAUAGUAGCUACCCCUUGCAACAUGAACUGUAUUAAUGCAAAUCUUCUUACACGUAUAGCUGAUCUGUUCACACACAAUGAAAUUGAUGAUCUAAAGGACAAAAGAGAUAAGUUUAGAAGUAAACUUUUUUGUAAGAAGAUUGAGAGACUGUUUGAUCCUGAGUACUUGAAUCCAGAUUCUCAGAGUAACGCAGCAACUUUGUACAGAUGCUGUUUGUGUAAGAAACUUCUAACAAAAGAAACAGAAAGAAGAAUUCCUUGUAUUCCUGGAAAAAUCAAUGUGGAUCAACAUGGAAAUAUUAUCUAUAUUCACAUAAAAGAUAAGACGUGGGAUGUUCAUGAGUAUUUGAAUAGUCUUUUUGAAGAAUUAAAAUCUUGGAGAGAUGUAUAUUGGCGUUUGUGGGGAACGAUCAACUGGCUGACGUGUUCAAGAUGCUGUCAGGCAUUUCUCUGUAUGGAAUUUUCACAUUGUCAGUUCCACCCAGAAAGCAUUUAUCCUGCUGCAGCAGGUUCAUCGAGUGCUGUUGGCACUGGGGUUUACCCCUGCUGUAGCCAGAAGGUUCUUCGGUUUGACCCCACUCAGCUUACCAAGGGCUGUAAAGUGAGAGACCAUGUGGUUGCACUUUGUGAUCCAGGUGAAGGUGGAGAGUUGCUGUCCUGUACCACUACUACAAUACUGGAUGAUCUGCACAAGCACAAAGAUGUUAUUGCUCUGCCCUUUUCAAAAGAUACAGUUAGUGAUCUUGGAGUUGGUUCCUGUGAUGAAAAGGGUCUACAAUGUGAUGUUUUACUGGAGCCAAAUACACCAUGGGGCCCCAAAACUGGGGAGCUCAAUGCUUUCUUGUCACUGAAAAACUGGACUCUCCAGCUGAAACAACAGUCAUUAUUUUCAGAAGAAGAAGAAUAUACCACUGGAUCUGAGGUCACUGAAGAUGAAGUUGGAGAUGAAGAAGAAGUAUCCAAGAAAUAAAGUAUUGGAUUCUAAGUUAAAAUCAAAUCUCACUAUUUAUGAAGGGGUUACAUUCUAAACCUUUAAUGCAAAGCAUAGGGAAUUGGCUUUAUAUAUCUACAUGAUAGGUUACAACAUAGAAAAAAAAUAAAGAAAACACAGGAGGUGGCCAGGUGUGGUGGCUUACAUCUGUGAUCCUAGCACUUUGGGAGGCCAAGGCAGGAGGAUUGCUUGAGGCCAGGAGUUUGAAAUCAACCUAAGCAAGGAGACCUAUCUCUAGAAAAAAAAUAGAGAAGUUAGCCAGGUGCAGCACCUAUAGUUCCAGCACCAAUAGUUCUAGGUACUAUGAAGGUUGAGGUAGGAGGAUUGCUUGAGCCCAAGCAUUUGAGGUUACAGAGAGCUAUGAUGAUGCCACUAUACUCUAGCCCAGCAACAGACUAAGUGUCUUUAAAAAAGAGAAA
This is a messenger RNA of Nycticebus coucang (slow loris), 2400 nucleotides long. RefSeq names its product SANT and BTB domain regulator of class switch recombination-like. Lineage: Eukaryota; Metazoa; Chordata; Mammalia; Primates; Lorisidae. The record is from RefSeq and is a predicted model, not a curated record.